Solenopsis invicta (red fire ant) is the source of this 3372-nucleotide messenger RNA. RefSeq lists its product as uncharacterized. The coding region runs from base 624 to 3218 and encodes 864 amino acids. Gene Ontology annotation, molecular function: transmembrane signaling receptor activity; neurotransmitter receptor activity; extracellular ligand-gated monoatomic ion channel activity. Gene Ontology annotation, cellular component: neuron projection; synapse; membrane. Gene Ontology annotation, biological process: monoatomic ion transmembrane transport; signal transduction; regulation of membrane potential. The transcript has 16 exons. The record is from RefSeq and is a predicted model, not a curated record. NCBI's taxonomy places the organism in Eukaryota, Metazoa, Arthropoda, Insecta, Hymenoptera, Formicidae.
GUUAAUUGAACAAUUAUUUAACUACAUAAAAAGGCAUGGUUUAUUUAUAUCAAUCAUUUAAAUUUUUAAAUCAAGAAUUAACUGAAUUAAUUCAGUAUUUAAUUGAACGCAUCAGACUAAAGAUUUUAGCUAUUUUCAGCAAAUUUCUUUUUCAAGUGAAGAAAAAACUCAUUUUGAUACUAAAGGUAAGUAAAUCUUUUUACAUAGCAGUUUGAAAGCAAAACGAUUAUGUUUAUAAAUUUGAUAAAAGAAACUUAUAACUACUUAUAAAUUCAAUUAUCAUGGAUUGACGCAUCAUACAAAAAAAUUUUAUGCUACUUUUUUAUUAAUUUUUUCAUGUAGAAUCACUUCUUUCCCAGUUGAACGAACAGUUACGGAGCAACCGGUAUAUAAUUUUAAUAAAUCGCAGAUAAUUUAAAAAACAUCCAAUAAAUCAGCUGGACAAUUUAUUUAAAAAAACUUUGAAAAAUUGCAAAAAUUAGUUGCUAUUUUUAAAUCGAUAUCCAUAGCUCGGGGGCGUCCGGCGUAUCAACAGCAUAGAAUUUCACGAACUGUUUGAUAAUCUAGUACUAAUGAGAGAACAGAAUUAGUCGAAUCGGAAUCAUUGGUACGUAGCGAUCAAAAUGAGAAUAUUAAAUGUGUUCGGAUUUUUCGGUAUCGUUUGCAUCAAUCAAUUUUACUCUCUUGAGAUCAAAUCUGGGGAUUUAGAUGUAGUGAUGCGAAAAUGUAAGAAUUUAGAGAAUUUGUCGAUAGAAAUGCGCCUUAAAAAGCAUCUCUUUUGCAACUAUGAUUAUACUGUGAAUCCGCAUUAUCCUAAAAUGACCAACGUCACUAUGAACUUCUUGCCAAAGCACAUAGAUUUUCAAGAACACAAUGCUAAACUGUUAAUGCACAGCUGGAUAGGAUUUUUUUGGAAGGACCCGCGACUUACUUGGACAUCGAACAAUUAUGACGAGAUUACUAAUAUUCAGAUUAAUAGCUGGCAGAUUUGGUUGCCCCGUUUAACUAUCAAUAAUUCCGCCGAUCUGUCGCGUGACGGAUAUGAGCAGCGUGGAGGAGGAUGCAUUCUCUACAAUACAGGCCAAAUCAUAUGUAUUGCCGUAGUGAAAUUUGUUUCCAAAUGCAAUACCGAUUUUACUUAUUGGCCUUAUGAUAAACAUGAAUGUAGUAUCACGUUUAUUUCAUGGGCGCGGGGAGGAGGGAAAGAGGUCAAUUUGUUGAUAGAUGGAGAUGGGAUUCAGAUAAACGAAUUUGACAAUGAUCUAACAUGGGAUUUUAAGUUUAUAAAUUCGAUAAGAGAAGUAAAAAUAUAUAAGUGUUGUCCGAAUGUCACGUUUCCAAAGAUCACUUAUAACUUCUUGUUGAUACGCCAUUACGGCAAAAAUCACACAUUUAUUAUCAUACCAGCUAUUGCUUUGAUAUUACUUACUUUAACAGUGCUCUGUCUUGACUUAAACUCGAUUGAACGAAUGAUGGUGGCGAGCUUAAAUGUUAUUUGUCAUUUGCUCUGUAUGUACGCUCUGCACUGGAUUGCGCCAUAUAAUGGCGCUAAUACCAUCAAUAUAAUGUUAUUUUAUCGUGAAUCAUUGGCGUUGGCUGCUUUCGCAAUACUCCUGACGGCCUUAUUACGCAAACUGGAAGAUAUGAGUACAGAUAUACCAAAUUGGAUCUCGUUCACUACAACAUUUGUUUUGAGCAACAAGGCUGGCCGUUUUCUAAUUCUCAACGACUCCAAAAUGGCAAGCAGAGAUACAAUAACUGAAGAAAGCUCGGACAUUCCAAAAUCUGAAAUGAGCAUGAAGGAAUCGUCCUGGAAACAUUUUGCUGCUAUUAUCGACUGGUUAUUUUUUUUCUGCGUGAUUAUCACUUAUGCCAUUAUCUUGGUUGUUCUAGUACCCGCGUCGAAUCGGAGUCAUUGGUUCGUAACGAUCAAAAUGAGAAUACUAAAUGUGUUCGGAUUUUUCGGUAUACUUUGCAUCAAUCAAUUUUACGCUCUUAGGAUCAUACCUGAAGAUUUGGAUGUAGUGAUGCGAGAAUGUAAGAAUUUAGAGAAUUUGUCGCCAGUAAUGCGCCUUAAGAAACGUCUCUUCUGUGAUUAUGAUUUUACUAUCUGUCCGAAUUAUCCUAAAGUGAUCAAUGUUUCUUUGUACCUGAUGCCAAAGCACAUAGAUUUUCAAGAACACAAUGCUAAACUGUUGCUGCACAGCUUGACAUCGCUUGUUUGGAAGGAUCCGCGACUUACUUGGGCAGCAAGCGAUUAUGACGAGCUUACUAUUAUUCGGAUAAAUAGCUGGCGGAUUUGGACGCCCGGUUUAACUAUCAAUAAUUCCGCCGAUCUGUCGAGUGAUGGAUAUGAGCAGUCUCGACUGGAGUGCAUUCUCUACAACUCAGGUCAAAUCAUGUGUGUUCCCGUGGUGAAAUUUGUUUCUAAAUGCAAUACCGAUUUCACUUAUUGGCCCUAUGAUAAACAUGAGUGUAGUAUCACGUUUAUUUCAUGGGCGCAUAAAGGGGAAGAAAUCAAUUUGUUGAUAGAUGGAGAUGGGAUUUGGAUGAGAGAAUAUAUCAGUGAUAUGACAUGGGACUUUAAGUUUAUAAAUGUGAUAAGAGAAGUAAAAAAAUAUAAGUGCUGUCCGAACGAUACUUUCCCAAGGAUCACUUAUAAUUUCUUGUUGACACGCCAUUACGGCAAAAAUCACACAUUUAUUAUCAUACCGGCUAUUGCUUUGAUAUUACUCACUUUAACAGUGCUCUGUCUUGACUUAAACUCGAUUGAACGAAUGACGGUGGCGAGCUUAAAUGUUAUUUGUCAUUUGCUCUGUAUGUACGCUCUGAAGUGGACUGCGCCAUAUAAUGGCGCUAAUACCAUUAAUAUAAUGUUAUUUUAUCGUGAAUCAUUGGCGUUGGCUGCUUUCGCAAUACUCCUGACGGCCUUAUUACGCAAACUGGAAGAUAUGAGUACAGAUAUACCAAAUUGGAUCUCGUUCACUACAACAUUUGUUUUGAGUAACAAGGUUGGCCGUUUUUUGAUUCUCAACGACGAGUCCAAAAUGGCAAACAGAGAUACAAUAACUGAAGAAAGCUCGGACAUUCCAAAAUCUGAAAUGAGCAUGAAGGAAUCGUCCUGGAAACAUUUUGCUGCUAUUAUCGACUGGUUAUCUUUUUUCUGCGUGAUUAUCACUUAUACCAUCAUCUUGAUUGUUCUAGUACCCGCGGAUUAACACCGAUAUUGAUGCGUAACGGUGAAGUUACAUCCACGUUGAUCUGUAAUGUACAUACACAUCUAAAGAAAUUAGCAUGUUAUAUUUAAAUUAUUUAAUAUAUCGAAAAAUAAUUAUUACCCACCACUAAAAUAAAUCGACAUUUUGUUCCGUA